Messenger RNA from Labrus mixtus (cuckoo wrasse), 1612 nucleotides. RefSeq names its product three finger toxin MALT0052C. The record is from RefSeq and is a predicted model, not a curated record. The coding region runs from base 284 to 697 and encodes 137 amino acids. The transcript has 3 exons. NCBI's taxonomy places the organism in Eukaryota, Metazoa, Chordata, Actinopteri, Labriformes, Labridae.
UUUAGAAACUCCAAGAAGUGAUGUUUCUGUCAACAAGAUCAAUAGCUCCCAUUUACUAGAAUGUAACAGUGUCUCCCUGUUUAAGGUCGAUUAAUAAGUUCAUUACCACAGGUUGCUGGCUGUGCACCAUAGAUGGAGAUUAUAGACAUAAGACUUUAAUACCCUCAGACACCUUCCCAUGCCUGAAUUCCUCCUCCAGCCCCCCUCCUGGCGUCCUCACCAUCAGAUCCCCCCAGUCUCCACUUUUUAUCUGGACUGUUAAAAACAAAGUGACCCUGAUACCAUGAAGACCACAUUCGCCCUGCUGCUCAUUGUCUCUCUGGCAUGUCACAGUGCUCUCUCCUGUUCUACCUGUGAAGGCCACGCCCUCAAAUGUUACUCGUGUGUGGGAAUGAAUGAGGAGGACUGCAACAGACAGGGCUCCUCAACCUGCCCUCACUAUGCUGAUGCCUGCUCCACCAUCACAGGGGCCAACACUGUGAUGAAGUCGUGCACCUUUAAAUCGUUCUGUGACAAGGCUCAGGGUGAAAGCCCCGGGGCCAGAAUGCACUGUUGUUUCAGUGACAGCUGUAAUGGACCCCCCAGGACCACCAACCCCUGGGCUCACUACCACACCAACGGUGUGGGGGCCGUGUCCUGCAGCCCCAUCCUGCUCAUCACAGGCCUCCUGCUGCGUGUGGCCCUAAGUCAUCUUUAAAAAAAGAUAAAAAAUAUAGACAAAACUCCACUUUAGUUUUCCUGCAGUGAUUUGACAUCUUGUUUUUAUCUGUGUAAUGUGCUAUGAGAUCCAUCAGUACACCCCUCCUCUUUUUGAACAGACUUUCAAUGGAGACUUUAAUUCCUAGUUUACAGAGACAGAGUAUUUGAGCUUCAUAAACAUGUUUGUGAUAACAAUGUUGGUGCUGUAGAUAUGUUUUAUUCAGGCUGUAGAUUGUCUUUGCUAUCUGUAAUAGUAACCUGAUGAUGAAAUGUUAUAUAUUCAUGUUAAGGUGUUUUAAGCUGUACAGCAACCUCACUUACAGUUCUUACUCCUCUGUAUCCCCUACUGUACGUACGUUUUCAAAGGAGCUCCCCCCAUUGCACUCUGUCAUUGGGUCCAUGAUGUCAUUUUCCCCAUGUCAAGCUCAUCUUUUCAAGCCCCCGUGUCAUCUUUACGGCAGGUGAUUUUGGGCCUCCCAGGUUUCUCUUUUGCCUGGUGGUGUCUAUCUCAAGGCGACUCUUCUGAUCUGGUUCUUUUCCAUUCGCAACCCGUGACACUGACACAACCAUCUGUAUUUGAUUUCCUUGAUUAUGUUUUCUUGUCGAGUUUGAGGUUGGAUGUACACCAACUUGAACAUGACAGUAUGUCUUGUGAAAAUAGUACUUAGUGAAUAACACACACCAACCUACGGUUUUGCUCUGGUGUGGUUAUUGUAGAUGCCAGGAUGCCUCAUUGUGUGCGCACAGUCUGCUUAAUGCAACAGAACCACAUUAUAAGCCUGUGUUGUUGCCAUUGGAUCCUGAGAUUAAACCAUUUUAGAUCUUUGAAAAAUGUGUAAAAACGUACUAACAUUACUGUUUAGUGCAUGAAUUUGUGUCUGAAAGCUUGUCUGAAUAAAGACACCACCUCGUU